AUGGCAGGCAGCGACGCCGGCUCCGAGCCUGGCGAGGACCUCUGCACCGACGAGGCUACAAAACCCGCGCACGUCCAUGGGUCGUGGGCGAAGCCAGGGGCGUGCGCGAAGCCGGUGCCCCACGACUGGCUGGACGUCAUAGGCAUCCCAGAGGGCGAUCCCGUGCGGUGGUCAAAGCAGCAGGCGAGCCUCGUGAGGGACCCUGGCGGCAAGCAGGAUGCCGAAGUCGGGGAUGGCGCCGGGUUCGAGGACGAGCCGCUCAGCCCCGACGUUCCAGGCCGGGUCGAAGAGCUGACCUCCGCCUGGCCCUGCGAGGUGAUGGCGCUGUGCCCCGUGUGCUGGGUCCUGGUCUCGACGCUUGCGUGCCUGCUGGGCUGCUGCGGCGCUCUGAUCCACAGGCCCGUGGUUGAGACCUCGUUCGACUCCUUCCUGAAGGCUGACGUGAACGCGUCGGUCAGCUGGGACAACUUCCUCGCUGCCAGGGCGCAAAGGCCGACCGUCGGCCGGCGACUCUCCGAUGCCGUUGGCGACACGUCCACCGUCCAGAAGGACCUCGUCUUCGCCUACGAGCUGGGAGAGACGCUGGAAGGCGGGAUGCUGCACAGGCGCGCCCUGGGCGCCGUGGCGGACUUCGAGAGGAGGGUGCGCGGGAAGGAGGCGUGGCAGAGGCUCUGCGGCCAGACGGCCGAGGCGACGAGGAGCCUCUGCGAGCCGGGCCUGUCCCUGGCGAACUACGCGAAGCCCACGCUCGGCAUCGACGGCGCGGCCAGUGGCGUGGUGCCGGAGGAGCUGCUGCUGGACGGCGGGCGCGGACGGCCCCUGCCGUUCGCGGCGACGCGCGCGGUGCUGGACCGCGCGCACGGCGACCUGCAGGCCCUCCUCCUGCCCGAGGGCUUCGACGCGGACUCGGAGCCGCCGGGCGUCCAGCGCAUCCGCAGCGUCUUCCGCUUCAGCUUCCCGUGCUGCGCUGCGGGGGCCCCGUCCGCGGACGAGGUGGACGACCGCUGGGAGGAUUUCUUCUUCGGCACCGUGCGGCCCACGGCGGAGGAGGCGGCGGAGGAGGAGGGCCUCCUCGCGGACGUCAGGAUUUACUUCGAUGGCUCGGACAUCGAGGAUUUCGAGAUCAUCGAGGCUCUCCGCGGGGACACGGUCUUCGCUCUCGGGUCGCUUGUUUUCGUCCACGUGUACCUCUACAUGCACACGCGGAGUCUGCUACUGUGCCUCGCGGGCCCCAUCCUGGCGGGCCUGUCCCUGCCCCUGGCGUACAGCACCAGCGCGAUGCUCUUUGGCAUCACGGAGGUGUCCUUCGCCGCCUUCGUGGCCCUGUUCCUCGUGAUCGGCUUCGGCGCCGACGUGAUCUUCUCCUGCCCACCUCUGGUGUACACCGAGUUCUGGGGCAGCUCGACCUCGGGCGGCCGGUGGAAGCUCGACGUCGGGCGGGACGCCGACCAGGCCAUUCGCCUGACGUGGACUUCUUGGAACGCGGGGGUCUCGACGCUGGCGACCACCUGCACCACGUCGCUGUCCUUCUUUUCGAAUUUGGCGUCCUCCAUCCGGGGGGUGCGGCAGUUCGGCUUCAUGAUGGGUUGCUGCAUCUUUUACGCGUGGCUGCUCAUCUCGGUCAUCUACCUGCCCCUGAUCCUCGUCAGCGAGCUGUACUGCCCCAAGCGGCCCCACUGCUUCCGAGGAGGCUGCCGCCGCCGCCGUGCCGGACAGGCCGGCGCCGCGUCGCAGGCGGCGAGGCCCGAGGAGGCGGAUGCUCGGCAGGGCCUCAGCGGGAAGAUCCUCGGCCAGGGCCUGCGCUGGCUCUGGGCCGGGCGGCGCGCGUGGCUGGCGCUGAGCGCCGCGGCGGCGCUGAUCGGCGGGGUGCUCGCGGCCGCCCAAGUGAAAGUGAACCUCGGGUCGCCCAGCAUCUUCCCAGAGGACCACAACAGGCACACCGUGGAGGACAUCGUCAGCCGCUUUGCCACCCUGAAAAGCGCCAUGCCGUCGGAGUUCUUGCCCCUGGACACUUCCAUGGCAGUGUGCAACGCUGGGAAGCUCGAGUCUUUUGCCCAAGAGACGCGAUGCCCUCUGCUGUGGUGCAGUGCGCAGGAGUGGUCCGGCGCGUCCGGCGGCUGCUCCUGCAUGCGGAAAGAUAACUGCAACGAGAACCACAGCGACAUCUUCGUCGACCAGUAUUUCGUGCUGGACGACUCCUCCAUCCUAGGCGACUCCGGGACGCCGGGCUGGCUGCUGGACUACAUCGGGGGCGAGCUGGGCCUUGGCGGCGCCCCGACCGCUCACAGCGCCGCGCCCCCGCGGGAUCUCAAGGUGGUCAUGCAGGAGUGGGUGACUGGAGACAUCGAGAUGCGGGAUGCGAAGCACAUCAGGACGGAUGUGGCGAGGCCAGAUGGCGACGAAUCGUGCGGCUGGGUCGAGACGUGCUUCUGCGCAGGGCCCACCAUGUGCAGUCGACAGCAGGCGCUUGAUGCUGGCUG
Prorocentrum cordatum is the source of this 2480-nucleotide messenger RNA. NCBI's taxonomy places the organism in Eukaryota, Dinophyceae, Prorocentrales, Prorocentraceae. The record is from the annotation of a GenBank genome assembly.